AUGGUUCGUCUUGCCUCUCUUUUGCAGCUUGCCCCGAUCACUCUUUCUUGGGGAGCUGUCCUUCCUCGUCAAGUCCAAGAAUACGAUGCCAUCGUCAUAGGAGGCGGACCUUCUGGCCUGAGCGCUCUCAGCGGUCUCGCUCGCGUGCGGCGUAACGUGCUCCUAAUCGACUCGGGCGAGUAUCGCAACGCGAAGACCAGGCACCUCCACGAUCUGAUCGGCUUCGAUGGCGUCACACCUGCAUACUACCGCUGGGCAGCCCGCGAGCAGCUCAAGCACUACGACACGGUCAGCUGGACCAACGGCACGGUGACGAGCGUCCGACCCACCGGCAACUCGACCUACACCUCCUUCACCAUCUCCUCGACGGGCCCCGACGGCAACUCGCAGCAGACGUACCAAGCGCGCAAGGUUGUCCUCGCCACGGGCAUCCGUGACCUCAUCCCCUCCACACCCGGGCUGCAGGAGAACUGGGCCCAAGGCAUCUUCUGGUGCCCGUGGUGCGACGGGCACGAGCACGCGGACCAGACGCUCGGCCUGCUCACGCCCUUCUCCGAGGUCGCGACGACGCUGCAGGAAAUCCUCACGCUGAACCGCGACGUCGUCGCCUUCGUCAACGGCACCGACACGCCCGAGAACCGCGCCGCGGCCGCGAAGGCGUUUCCGGAGUGGGAAGCAUACCUGCAGCUGCACGGCGUGCGCAUCGAGAACCGCACCAUCGCGAGCUUCACGCGCCUGGCCGACGGCGAGGACGCCUACGACGACGCCGACCCGAGCCUGCCGACUGUGCCCGAGUACGACAGCUUCCGCGUCGAUUUCACUGAGGGUGAGUCCGUGGAGCGCGCGGCGUUCUUGGUGUCUUUCCCCAAGGAGCAGGCGUCGGACGUUGGGGCGGAGCUGGGCGUCACGCUCUACGGGGACCGCUUGUUUGCGAACCAGUCGGCCGGACUGAUCACGAAUGUGCCGGGCGUGUACGCUGUCGGCGAUGCGAACACGGACAACUCGACCAACAUUCCGCACGCGCUGUGGAGUGGUAAGCGGGCUGCGGUCAGUCUGCACGUGAAACUCGAGCGUGAAGAUGGACAGAUAGCACUCGCAGGUGGAAACUUGACGAAGAGGGCAGAUUUGGAUGUGAGGUCGCUUUGGGAGCUCAUGAACGACGAGCCUGGCCAGGCUCUUUAUGCCGGAGAGCUUGACCAGUAG
This is a messenger RNA of Lasiodiplodia theobromae, 1203 nucleotides long. Its product is annotated as Pyridine nucleotide-disulfide oxidoreductase class-2. Bases 1 to 1203 code for a protein of 400 amino acids. Lineage: Eukaryota; Fungi; Ascomycota; Dothideomycetes; Botryosphaeriales; Botryosphaeriaceae. Gene Ontology annotation, molecular function: oxidoreductase activity. The transcript has 3 exons. The record is from RefSeq and is a predicted model, not a curated record.